AUGUUAGAGAAUAGCAAAUUACAGUUGGAAAAUAGUCAACAGGCCUUGGAAUAUUUAUCAAACCAUUUUCUAGAUAUUAACUUGUUCCCAGAGCAGUUCACAUCAACUAUUAUAGAAUAUUUUAAAGUGAUAACCAUAGAUGAAAAGGUGAAAAGAAGGAUUCUUCACAUAUGUGAUGAUUAUUUAUUGCAAAAUAGAAAUAGUACAGAUUUUGAUCUGGUUUUAUCACAAAGAGCGAAUGCAAUAAAACAGAUCAUAUCUAUUGAAGAUUCUAAUGGCACAAGCUUGUGGAAUAAUCUAAUAAUAUCAGAGAUCGAUAUACAAAGCUCAGAUAUUCAAAAGCUAAAUACUAAUGAUGAUAGACAAAUGUGUGAUACUCAGUUAUCAAAUUUGAUAAUAGAAGAGGUAGACGUAGCAGACUAUAUUGUAAUGUAA
Messenger RNA from Arxiozyma heterogenica, 435 nucleotides. RefSeq names its product Swm2p (gene SWM2). The transcript has a single exon. NCBI's taxonomy places the organism in Eukaryota, Fungi, Ascomycota, Saccharomycetes, Saccharomycetales, Saccharomycetaceae. The record is from RefSeq and is a predicted model, not a curated record. The coding region runs from base 1 to 435 and encodes 144 amino acids.